Messenger RNA from Oldenlandia corymbosa var. corymbosa, 2108 nucleotides. NCBI's taxonomy places the organism in Eukaryota, Viridiplantae, Streptophyta, Magnoliopsida, Gentianales, Rubiaceae. The record is from the annotation of a GenBank genome assembly.
CCCUCCAACCUGAAAAAGCAAUAAAAAAAAACAAACUUAUUAAAUUAAAAUAAUUCACAUCUUUUACCUGUUUACCAUGACUUUAUGUCUCUCACCUCUUUACGGGGCAAACAACCCCCAAAAGGAAAAAAAAAAACUUCACUCGAACUCUUCUUCUUCCUUUUCUCACUUGCUCAGUUAUGGCCAUUGUCCUUCCUCUUCCUCCCCAUUCUCAUUUUCCCUCUCUUUCUUUUUCCCUAUUUCUUACUAUUCCUCCAUCAUCUGCAUUCCCAUUUGAUUAUUCCUUGCUUUCAUCAUUAUGGGUUACUUCUCGUGCAACGGGGAAUCAUCAAUCGCCGCUUGUGAUUCUUACAACUUUAAUCUCGGCCCCAAAACUCCUAAACCCCAUAAAACCCCUCAAUCUCUAAACCAGAUUAUUGAAUUUUCCUACUCCGAUCUUCAUUCCUCCACUAAUGGUUUCUCCCAAUCUCACCUCCUUGGAAAGGGGAGCCACGGCAGCGUUUACAGAGCUGACAUCAGUCUCCCCCACCACCACCGCCACCGCCACCGUCAACUCAUCGCCGCCGUCAAAAAAAGCAAGCCCACCAAUCCCAAUUCGACAUUAAGUAUCAAUCCGGUUAAUACUCCCACCGAGAAUGAGUUUGAGAUUCUGUCCCGGGUCCAUCAUCCCCGGCUGGUUAAUAUCCUCGGUCAUUCAAUCGAUUCCAAUCACAAUAAAUUGAUCGUGGUUGAGUUUAUGCCGAAUGGGUCUUUGUUCGAUUUGCUUCACGGGUCGUCCCAGCCGCCCGGUUGGACCCGGAGGGUCCGCUUGGCGGUGCAAGUGGCUAAAGCGGUUCAUUUCUUGCAUUCGUCCAACCCGCCGGUUAUUCAUCGGGAUGUGAAAUCGUCGAACGUGUUAAUCGACGCGAAUUCCAAUGCCCGGCUGAGUGAUUUCGGAUUGGCUUUGAGAGGACACGUGGAGGACGUCCGGGUUAAGUGUACGCCGCCGGCGGGGACGUUGGGGUACCUCGAUCCGGGUUAUCUUGCUCCGGGUGAUCUCAGCACCAAAUCCGACGUGUUCAGUUUCGGGAUUUUAUUACUGGAGAUUAUCAGCGGCCGGAAUGCUAUCGACGUGAAUUUCAGCCCGCCGUCGGUAGUGGAUUGGGCGUUGCCGGCAAUAAAGUCGGCGGAUUUCGCGUCGAUUUGUGACCCGAGGAUUGGUCCACCGGAAGACGAUGCGGCGCUAAUGCAGCUGGCGUUGCUGGCGGCGAAGUGCGUGAGGGCGUCAGCGGCAAAACGGCCGACGAUGGGGGAGGUGGUGGAGUGUUUAAAACACGUGUAUAAAAGAGUGAACAACCCGAUUUGGAACAAUUUGGGUCGGCGCGUGGAUUGCGUGAGAGACAGCAGUAAAUAUGAGCCGUUGGAUGACGAGGGCGGCGGCGACGCGAUCAAGGCCGUUAAAGUUGGUAUUAGAAGGAACAGGAAAGUAUCCAAUGUGAUGAGUAGUAGUAUGGAGGAGUGGAAGAGAGAUUUGUUGACUAAUGGAAUGAGCACGGAUCGUAUCGGACGGUCGAGAUCGAUCGGCUCAUUCAGGGAGAUUGAAUUUGGUAUGUUGGAUUUGAGCAGUAAUAGUAGUAAUAAUGUUGUUGGUAGGAGAAGAGGAGGAGGAUUGGCUGUGAAGAUGCCUACAGUAAGGUUGAGUAAGUCAAGAUCAAUGGGAAUGUUGCAAAGUAGUACUUCAAGAUUGGUGAAUAAUGAUGUUAAAGUCAAGUUUUUGAAGACUCCAAAUGCUAAGGAAUUGGAAGAAUCUAAAUUGUUGAAAAAGGAAAUUCAGAAGAAUUGAAUCCUCCUCUGUAUAGAAUUCUUGUGGCAAACUGAAUUCUACCAAGAAAGCAUAUGUACUAGUAAAGUAGUAUAGUACAUGAUGUAUUCAACAUUGAAGUGGUAGAUGGAUUCUUUCCCAACAACAGAUUUCUACCAAUUCAUUAGAUGGUAUGUACCAUAGUCCAUUAUACAACUCCAAUUCUCAAAUGUAAGCUUAAGCUAUUGCAAUCAAAACUAUCAAAUUGUCACAUACAUUUUGGUUGUGCCUUGUUUGGGCUUGCGGAUUUUGCUAAUGUUAAUCAAAU